AUUAAACACCCGUAGCAAGAGACAAGACGAGAUGAUGUUUGCUGCAACUUCAAAAGAAAAACCGCCUCAAAAUGGCACCAUCAAGCCAGUGAAUCAGAUUUCUGGGAGUCCAAGAUAUUUAACCAUUAAAAACUGGGAAAAUGGAACAAGCCUUCAAGACACACUGCAUCAUCAGGCCAAAAAGGUUCUUAACUGCAAGGCAAAAGUUUGCCAAGGAUCUCUCAUGAACCCCAAAGGUUUGGUCAGAGGCCCUCGUGAUGGACCAACGCCCCCCGAUGAACUGUUACCUCAAGCAAUAGAAUUCAUCAAUCAGUUCUACCAUUCGUGUAAACCGCCCAAAAUAAAGGCGCACCUGGCACGCCUGGAAGCCGUAGCCAAGGAGAUUGAAACCACAGGAACCUACCAGCUGACUGUAGAGGAGCUUGGCUUUGCAACCAGGCAGGCCUGGAGAAAUGCCCCAAGAUGCAUUGGGAGAAUCCAGUGGUCCAAUUUACAGGUGUUUGAUGCCCGUAGCUGUACCACUGCCAAGGAAAUGUUUGAGCACCUCUGUCAACAUCUGCAGUAUUCUACCAAUGGCGGGAAUAUACGGUCUGCCAUCACCAUCUUUCCCCAGAGAACUGAUGGGAAACAUGACUUCCGUAUAUGGAACAUCCAGCUCAUUCGAUAUGCUGGCUACCAAAUGAUGGAUGGGUCCAUUGUGGGAGAUCCAGCCAAUGUGGAGUUUACAGAAUUAUGCGUCCAGCUUGGUUGGAAGCCCAAAUAUGGCCGCUUUGAUGUACUUCCAUUGAUUCUGCAAGCCAAUGGCCAAGACCCAGAGUUAUUUGAACUGCCGCCAGAGCUUGUCCUUGAAGUGUCGAUGGAACAUCCCACGCACGAGUGGUUUAAAGAGCUGGGCCUGAAGUGGUAUGCGGUCCCCGCAGUGUCAAACAUGCUGCUUGAGGUCGGAGGCUUGGAGUUUACGGCUUGCCCUUUCAAUGGCUGGUACUUGGGGACGGAAAUUGGGGUACGAGAUUUCUGUGAUGCUCAGCGCUACAACAUACUCCAGGAAGUGGGGAGGAGAAUGGGCCUGGAAACCAACAAGCUUUCCUCACUGUGGAAAGACAGAGCUGUGAUAGAGGUGAAUGUUGCUGUGCUGCAUAGCUUCCAGAAACAAAAUGUCACCAUCAUGGAUCACCAUUCGGCUGCCGAAUCCUUCAUGAAGUACAUGCAGAAUGAACAUCGGACGCGAGGAGGGUGUCCAGCUGACUGGGUCUGGCUUGUGCCUCCCAUCUCGGGCAGCAUCACGCCCAUCUUCCACCAAGAGAUGUUGAACUACACCCUCUCUCCUUUCUAUUACUACCAGGUGGAUGCUUGGAAAACGCACAGCUGGAAGGAUGAAGAACGGAAGCCAAGGAGAAAAGAGAUCAAGUUCCGCAUUUGGGCAAAGGCUGUCCUUUUUGCUUCCUCACUGAUGCAGAGAGCCACAGCUAACAGGACAAAAGUAACCAUCCUGUAUGCCACAGAAACGGGAAGAUCUGAAACCCUGGCCCACAGCCUAAAGGAUCUCUUCAAUUGUGCCUUCAGUCCCAAGGUUAUCUGUAUGGAUAGGUACAAUCUAAGUGAGCUGGAGAAAGAAACCCUGCUUUUGGUGGUGACCAGCACUUUUGGAAAUGGCGAUUCACCCAGCAAUGGAAAAAAACUGAAGAAUGCUCUGCUGACUAUGAAACACCUGGGUAACAAAUUCAGAUAUGCCAUAUUUGGCUUGGGGUCGAGCAUGUAUCCAGAGUUCUGUGCCUUUGCCCAUUCCAUCGACCAAAAGCUCGCACAGCUGGGGGCCUCUCCAGUCACCCCAAUAGGAGAAGGGGAUGAACUCAAUGGACAGGAGGAAGCUUUUCGUGUCUGGGCAGUUAAUACAUUCCAGUGUGCCUGUGAAAUCUUUGACGUCCAUGAAAAACACAAGAUCCAGUUACCCAAAGUGUACACCUGCAAUGUAACCUGGGAUCCGAAAGAUUUUAGGAUUGUAUAUGACUCUCAGCCACUGGAUUUGUGGAAAGCACUUGGUGACUUACAUGGGAAAAAUGUGAUUCUGACAAAGCUCAAAUUUCGACACAAUCUGCAAAGUUUACAGUCCAGCCGUGAAACCCUCCUAAUUAAGCUUUCCUGCAAGCCCGACCAGGAAAUCCAGUAUCUCCCUGGAGACCACCUCGGGAUCUUCCCUGCCAACCAGAAGGGUCUUGUUGAUGGAAUUGUGGCCUGGGUUGUGGAUGCCCCUCCAUGCGAUCAGAUCAUCAGACUGGAAACAUGUUGUGACCGUGGCUACUGGACUGCAGACAAGAAGUUUCCAGCUUGCACCUUCUCCCAAGCCUUGAUGUACUUUCUGGAUGUCACGACCCCUCCUUCGCAACAGAUGCUGAGAAGUUUUUCCCAGAUAGCAAGAGAAGAGAAAGAUAAGGCGAAGCUGGACCUCUUGGGUCAUAGCUUGGAGAAAUACAACAAGUGGAAGUUUCACAACAGCCCCACCAUCUUGGAAGUCUUGGAGGAGUUCCCAUCCAUUGAGAUCUCGGCAUCUUUCUUGCUCUCUCAGCUGCCUUUGCUAAAACCCAGAUACUACUCAAUCAGCUCCUCACAGGACUGGAAACCCAGAGAGCUUCACCUGACUGUCGCUGUGGUCACCUACAGGACCAGAGAUGGAAAAGGUCCUGUGCACCAUGGGGUAUGUAGCACAUGGCUGAACACAGUCGACUUGAAAGAAACAAUCCCCUGUUUUGUGCGCAGUGCUAAUGGAUUCCAGCUUCCAAAAGACCCGAACAAACCAUGCAUUCUGAUAGGCCCUGGCACAGGAAUCGCCCCGUUUCGAAGCUUCUGGCAACAACGUCUCCAUGACUUGGAACACAAAGGAAUCAAAGGGAAAGGCAUGACGCUCUUGUUUGGCUGCCGGCACUCCAACCUCGAUCACCUUUACAAAGAGGAAAUGAAGGAAAUGAAAGAGAAAGGGGUCCUCCAGGAGGUCUACACAGCUUAUUCCAGACAGGAUGGCGAACCCAAGGUCUAUGUCCAAGACCUUCUUCAGAGCAAACUCGAGGCAGACAUACACAGACUGCUGCAUGAAGAGGAGGGCCACCUGUACGUCUGCGGGGACGUAUGCAUGGCCAGGGACGUGACUCAAACUUUGAAGGAGAUCUUUGCAAAGCGUCUGGGCUUGACAGACGAGCAAGCAGAAGACUGUGUCUUUCAGCUGAAGAGAAAGAAACGCUAUCAUGAAGACAUUUUUGGGGCUGUGUUUCUGCACGAGAACCAAACUGACUCUGAUGAACUGAAAUCCAACCAAAACAUUAGCAAAGCAAGAUCUCAACCACAGCUAACCUUCUAG
Messenger RNA from Eublepharis macularius, 3349 nucleotides. RefSeq names its product nitric oxide synthase 2 (gene NOS2). The transcript is spliced from 25 exons. Gene Ontology annotation, molecular function: NADP binding; flavin adenine dinucleotide binding; heme binding. The coding region runs from base 32 to 3349 and encodes 1105 amino acids. Lineage: Eukaryota; Metazoa; Chordata; Lepidosauria; Squamata; Eublepharidae. Gene Ontology annotation, biological process: nitric oxide biosynthetic process. The record is from RefSeq and is a predicted model, not a curated record.